Molecule: messenger RNA, 638 nt
Organism: Drosophila sechellia
Lineage: Eukaryota; Metazoa; Arthropoda; Insecta; Diptera; Drosophilidae
Gene: Taf10
Product: TBP-associated factor 10
Exons: 2
Coding region: 74-568 (164 amino acids)
Biological process (GO): transcription initiation at RNA polymerase II promoter
Cellular component (GO): nucleus; SAGA complex; transcription factor TFIID complex
Molecular function (GO): RNA polymerase II general transcription initiation factor activity; promoter-specific chromatin binding
Source: RefSeq, a predicted model, not a curated record
UAAACAUACACACAUAUACACGCCAGCUGAGAUAACAAAUUUCUGGAAAUAAACAAUUAAAAAGUGGAAAACAAUGGCUUCCGAUGGCGAGGACAUCACCGUAACACCCGCAGAAUCGGCCACGGACACCGAGGAGGAGGAUAUAGACUCGCCACUAAUGCAGACCGAACUGCAUUCCGACGAGGAGCAACUAGACGUGGAGGAGGUUCCUCUGACGGCGGAGGAAUCGGAGAUGGAUGAGCUGGUAAAGCAGCUGGAGGACUACUCGCCCACCAUACCAGACGCCCUCACCAUGCACAUCCUGAAAACCGCUGGCUUCUGCACAGUGGACCCCAAGAUACUGCGCCUCGUCUCGGUGUCCGCGCAGAAGUUCAUCUCGGAUAUUGCCAACGACGCACUGCAGCACUGCAAGACGCGCACCACAAACAUCCAGCAUUCCAGCGGACACAGUUCCAGCAAGGACAAGAAAAACCCCAAGGACAGGAAGUACACGCUGGCCAUGGAGGACCUGGUGCCGGCUCUCGCGGACCACGGCAUCACCAUGCGCAAGCCGCAGUACUUCGUUUAGAUUUAGUUAAGCUCUAAAGUUUUGAUUUGUGCACACAAAUAUAGCUAGUUUUCUUCAAGUUGUAAAAACA